Molecule: messenger RNA, 1438 nt
Organism: Triticum aestivum (bread wheat)
Lineage: Eukaryota; Viridiplantae; Streptophyta; Magnoliopsida; Poales; Poaceae
Exons: 3
Coding region: 145-1269 (374 amino acids)
Source: RefSeq, a predicted model, not a curated record
GUUUCUCAUCUCUGCCACAAAGAAAAGGAAGCUUCACACUCUGUCUCCUACAACAAGGGAAGAGCUCAAGCCGGGCGCCUACAAAUAUUAGAGCAGCCAGAACUAAUCCAUGAAGCAAAUAUACGUUGAUUGACCACCGGUGCCAUGGCUACUGCGUCCUUCGUCGCCUACCUCGAGACGCCUAGAGAGCUCCGGGUGCUGGGGUUCCGGGCGCCGCCCCCGUCUCCGGUCACCGGCGUUCUAUCCAACGGUGGCUCUGGAUCCCCUGAGUACGGCGAGUGCCCCGACGGCAACGAAGAUGACGAGGUCGGCAGGUUCCUGCGCCGCUCCGCCAGGGUCCCGGUGCUGCGGCUGCCGGAGAGGGACAUCCCACGGAAGAAGAAGAAUGAUAAGGCGGUGUGGGCUCCCCCAGUCAUCGACAUGCGCCUGCUGGCCACGCCGGAUACCGGUGGGCUAGUGGUGGAGACGCUGAGGUCGGCGGCCGUCGCGUUUGGCUGCUUCCAGGUGGUUGGCCAUGGGGUCAAUGAGUGCUUGGUCUCUGCUGCGGCGGGGAGGGCGAGUUCGCCUACGCCGGAGGAGGCCGGUGGAGAAGAUGACGAAGAUGGUGAGGAGCUGUGGUGGUCACCGAGCGAAGGAGACCAGUUGAGGAACGGAGCAGACGAUCUGUUCACCCAGCUGGAGCAAACCGCAGCUAAACUCAUGGACGCCCUGCGGGACAGCGUUGGCGCCACCGAUUCCCUGGCCGGAGCUGACACGAACGGCUCGCUCCUCUGCAUCCGCACGCACCACCGCCGGCAGUGCGAUGGCGGAAGCGGCUCUGUUGGCCCUAUCACUAUCAGCCAGGACGCCAUCCUCAGGAUGCUGAUCAAGAGCUCACGCCGCCCACGGGCUCUCGCUCUCCACCUCUGCCCCGGCGCCUCCACGUUCCACGUCUUCUCUCGGCAGCGGGGACGGUCCAGGUUCCGCCCCCUCGGCGGCGCCGUCGUGGUCACCGUCGGAGACCAGCUUCAGGCAUGGAGCAGUGGACUCUACAAGAGCGUGGCCGGGAAACCGGCUUACAGCGACGGCGAUCUCCGAGCAGACCGCGGCUGUGAUGUCGUCUGGGCGGAGUACCUCCACUCCUGCUCUUCGGCUAGCAUGGAGAGCGACGAGCCCCUGGACGCGGAUGCCGGAAAGAUCAUUCAGUUGAAUGUGCAGAUCAUGGUGGCAGCUUCCCUUGUACUCCUUUACCACUUUCUCCUGUCAUGCUCGUGUACGAUUUGGUCUUGAGAAGCUGCAGCAGGGCUUGUUGCCCUGACGAUGCAGCUCGGUUUUUAUUUCAAGUUCAGCUCGGCUUGUGGAAAUAGAUUUGGUGUGUCAGUUUCGGCGAGAAUAUUAUUUAGUACGGGACCAAAAGGAUAGGGUAGGAAGCAAGAACCUCUUUGGGGCUCUCACACGA